Messenger RNA from Amphimedon queenslandica, 2875 nucleotides. RefSeq lists its product as uncharacterized. Gene Ontology annotation, molecular function: phosphatidylinositol-4,5-bisphosphate 5-phosphatase activity. NCBI's taxonomy places the organism in Eukaryota, Metazoa, Porifera, Demospongiae, Haplosclerida, Niphatidae. The record is from RefSeq and is a predicted model, not a curated record. Bases 192 to 2723 code for a protein of 843 amino acids. Gene Ontology annotation, biological process: phosphatidylinositol dephosphorylation. The transcript has 13 exons.
CCACUACAGCAAGAGAGGCUCAAUUUCUCUGCAGAAGCUCAGGACUAGAUUGUCUCUGAUAGUUUUCAAAGAAGCUUUCCCUUCCUCUCCUCCGCUAGAGGCUCAGUCCCUGUACUGCUAGUUCACUGUAGGAGGCUCUGGUUACCAGCUCUGGUUGCUCUUGUCCUGGUUGUUCUUGUUCUUGUUUCAAGAUGAGUAGGGUAUCAGUACAGCAGUUACUGAGACCAACGGAUACCUGCCUAUUCAUGAUCCGGGGUAAGCUCCUGGGGGUUAAUUCAAAUGAGGAGAGAGUCAUUGGUAUAGUUAAACACGAGGGGACAGCAGAACACGCUCUGUUUGUGUUUCAGGUGGAUCAUUUGGGUAGUUUAUCCAUACACAUGUUGCUCCCGAUAUACGGUAUGUUCACUUCUGUGUUCCGUUCCUCCACUCCAGCUGGCUGUCAUGUGGAGAUCAACUUUCAUGGAGAGACCUACGUGUUCCUGUUACCUUAUGAUACUCAUACAGCACUCUUCUUCAGUCAAUUGACACUAGCUAAAGACAAGUAUCUAUCCUCCAUUAAAGCCGGUGUGAGUCCGGUUGAGUUCCAGUGGUUGGACGGGUACCAGAUGUGUCGGACUGGCUGGGACAGGUUCUCUAAACCAAGCACCACCAGCACUCCAGGGGGCGGGGCUGGGGGAGGAGCCAACACUGAAGAAAUACAGUCUGGAUUCCCUGAUAAUUGGCCCUGGGGCCACAUCAUUACUCCCAGACCUGAUGGAAGGACUGACCUAGCCAUGUGUGAGUCAUAUGAGGGGCGUGGUCAGGGGCCCUCCAUUGAUGAGUUUGAUCCGCUGAGGAAUAACACUUCCUCUCUCUCUCCUCCCUCCUGUGUCGUUACCAUGGAAACCUCCACUCCCCAAUCUAUGCCCCGCCUACCAUACGACCCCCCAGUCCCCCCUGGGGCAGACCCCAGAGGGCCUCCCUUGCUGAUCCCGUUUGACAAACCAGUCAGACCGUGUUUAUCAGAAACUAACAUAUCGCAACUCCAAUUAGAGCACAGGUUGGCCACACCUCUUGGCCUCUCCCCCUUAGCCUCCGCCCAAUCUCAAGAGACUCUUGAUGAUUGCGUAAUCCGCAGACGGAGCGUUAAAGAAUCAACACCUUCACCUGGUAACCUCACACCUCGGUUUUCACGGGAACGACCUCAAGGAUUCCAUUUAAUGCCCAGUCCUUCAUCGGAGAUCACUAAUCCUUUCAAUAAAGAGGGCGUGGCCCAAGAGGAUGAGGUGUGGCGGAGGAAGGAGGUGGAGGAUGAAGCUAAUUUCUUUCUAGUGAACAGUUUCUCUGAACUGGAGAUGACCCCAACAGCUCAUCCUGAUAGGAAGGGCAGUGGAUCCUCCAUUAAAAGGACAGCCUCUCUUGAUGACCUUGAUGAACGGAGACCAGUUGAUUCUUAUGAAGUCCUGGACUACAAGCAAAGAAGGAUGAGACAGGGCGGCUCUAUAGCUUCAUCUACUGCUAAUACCAUUGGGGGCGGGGUAGAGACACGCCCACUUCCUGUACCGGCCAGUGUACCAAAGAACAUGUCCCAUCGGUCCCCUCACCACAUAUCAGCUCCUACUGUCACCUCUCAGUCUAUCUCCAGUCCACAGACUAAGAGCAACAAGUUUCACGGGAAGAAGUCCAAGUCUCCUGGUGCUGCUCCAGUGGAUGGUAACAGUAAGUGGGUCUCCAGAUAUCACCCUGGGGUCCUCCUCCUGAAAGGAUCCAUGAGAGACUGUUUGAUACAAAGGGAACUACACGAGAGAGAGAAUGACUUCUGUGUCAGGGAACCAUUGACUUUAUUUUGUGGUACUUGGAAUGUCAAUGGACAGUAUCCUAUACAGAGGGUGGACAAGUGGCUUGUGUAUCAGGAAACAAUACCAGACAUAUUUGCUAUCGGUUUUCAAGAGUUGGAUCUCAGUCCUGAGGCGUUGCUAAGGAAUGAAACCAGUCGAGAGGAGCCAUGGAUUGAUCUGGUGGAGUCAUCUCUUAAAAUGGCCGGGAAAUUCAAAAAAAUAUCAGUGGUGAGGUUGGUAGGUAUACUAUUGUUAGUGUAUGUGAAGGAGGAGCUGGUCCCUCAUGUCUCCAGUGUGGACUAUAACUAUGUACCUUGUGGACUGGUAGGAGGACACUUUGGUAAUAAAGGAGGUGUGGCUAUCAGAUUCAACAUAUACCAUUCCUCAGUAUGUAUAGUAAACACUCACUUGGCAGCACACAUUGAUGAGGUGGAGAAAAGGAACCAGAAUUAUCACGAUAUUUAUGAUAAGAUCAGUUUCUUUAAAGACUCGGAACUUUCUUAUAGAAUAAUGGAUCAUAAUUUCAUCAUAUGGAUGGGUGAUCUUAACUAUCGUAUCCAAACUUCAGUUGAUUUCAGUACUGAGAUCAUAAAGGCACUGGCUGAUCUCUACCAGUUCAAUAAGUUGCUUCAGCACGAUCAGCUCCAGCAGCAGCAGAGAAGAGGAGAAGCGUUCACUCACUUUAAAGAACCUCCCAUUGAUUUCAAACCAACGUACAAGUUUGACCCGUCCACUAACAGUUGGGACUCAUCAGAGAAGAACAGAGCCCCUGCCUGGUGUGACAGGAUUCUCUAUUAUUGUGAUGAUAUGAGUCACAUUAAGAACCUCUCCUACCUCUCUCACCCGGAGAUGAUCAUCAGUGACCAUAAACCAGUCAGUGCCACCUUUGAACUCCAGGUCAGUUAACAAUAUCAUGUUCAUGUAAUUUACCCAAAAAAUUUACAUGUACUGUAUAGCCAAUAAUUAAUGAUUUUGGUAUUUUAAAAUUAAAUCCACCAUUUUGGACCAUACACAUGCUAAUGGCACAUGGACUCAAGUUGGAAACUGUUAAUUGCUGU